This is a messenger RNA of Ceratina calcarata, 501 nucleotides long. Its product is annotated as bile salt-activated lipase-like. The record is from RefSeq and is a predicted model, not a curated record. The coding region runs from base 94 to 501 and encodes 135 amino acids. NCBI's taxonomy places the organism in Eukaryota, Metazoa, Arthropoda, Insecta, Hymenoptera, Apidae. The transcript has 2 exons.
AAAGUUCUCGUUAAAUAGUUUUUAUUACUGAUAGGUUUCCUGAACGUGGAGCACGAAGUGGCGACAGGUAAUCAGGGUUUGAAGGACCAAGUGAUGGCUUUGAGAUGGGUGAAGGAGAACAUCUCCAGUUUCGGCGGGGAUCCAGACAACGUUACAAUUUUCGGAGAAAGCGCCGGUUCCGCGUCUAUACAUUACUUAACAAUAUCUCCUUUAGCUGAAGGAUUGUUCCACAAGGCGAUCGCGCAGAGCGGAGUAGCGGUUAAUCCGUGGGCCUGCACAACCUUGGAGCCCAAGCUGCGCGUGUACCAACUUGCUGCGAAACUUGGCGAACAUUCGAUCGUGCCCGAGAACGUGAUCAAGUUCCUGCAGACGGUAGACCCGGUGAAGCUCAUUGCCACCGAAAGGGAAUUUCUCACGCCAAUGGUAAGCCGAGCCAUGAGAUCCGAGGAAAGAAAUUCGUUCGCAUUUCAAACAAAUUCAAUUUUAUUUGUCUUCAAUUAA